AUGGCUGCCUUUCAAGAGGAGGGCGGGGCCAAUCUGACUCAGGAUGUCAUGAUGGACAGAGACGCAGUUGGCCGUGUUGUGGACAGGAUGUUUGUCAGGGCGUCACAGGAAGUAGCAGGUUGUGUGCAUGCAGGGGGUCCAGAGGAGUUGUGCAGCCUCAUGUUCAGGCUCUUGGAGAGCGGUCAGACCGGUUGUGUGUCGUCUCGCUCUCUUCAGACGGCUCUGAUUGCUCUGUCUGCAGACAACCUGCUGGUGAAAUACACAAGUCUUGUGAGGGUUUCAGGAAACACUGCAGGAUCUGUCAGCAUGUCUGGACUCAGAUCUAUGCUCCAAGACCUCAGUCAGGUUCCGGCGGCGGUGCAGGAGGACGGUGUGUUUGGCAGCAUGGAGGCAGCUGUGAGCUCAUGCUUUAAGGAGGUGCCUGCUCUAACAGUGAGUGAAGAACACAUGUUGUCAUGGCUACAAAGUGAGCCACGACUGUUGCUAUGGUUACCAACACUGUACCGACUGUCAGUCAGUCAAAAGAUCAGUCAUGCCGUCCGCUGUCACACCUGCAAGACGUUUCCCAUCACCGGCCUCAGAUACAGGUGUAAAAAGUGCGUUAACGUCCACGUGUGUCAGAAUUGCUUUCUGACCAACCGACAGACCAGGAGGCACAGAGUCCACCAUCCAGUGGUUGAGUUCUGUACUCAGCCCACCUGGAGAGAGUCUCUGUCCUCGUUGGUGCGUAAUGCUCGCCAUGCCCUGUUACCACGGCGACAUACUCAGAGAGAAGCUUUUAGGACAGUUCUAAAGUGGGUGGAGCCAGGGGAGACCCAGAACAGAGCUCCGCCCCCUUCCGAUGCCUCAACACUAUUGGCUGACUUGGCUCAGAUUGCCCUGUCAGAUGAAGCUGUUUCCCAUGAUGCAUCAGUGCUGGCUCCUCCUCCUUCAUGCUCCUCUAAAUCUCUGCAGACAGACGAGGAUUUGCAGGGUCGCCAGGUGGCAGCAGGGGCGGAGCUACUGACUGAAGUCAGGAGCCUGCAGAGAGACAAGUGGCUGCUGGAGCAGCAACUGCAGGCAUGGAGAUUUGCCGUCCAAUCAGAACAGGGCGUCCUGGAGAACCGGUGUGCCGAGAUGGAGGUUACCAUGGAUACGCUCAGACAGCACAACGACCGGCUACAGGGGAUGCUGGCACAGGCUGUAAACAAGAUGGAGGCCCAACAACACGCCAACAACACGCUUCUGAGCUUUAACACAGAGCAUGCAGAUGGAGAGACCUCAGACACUGCAUCAACCUCAGAGGAGGAGCUAAAGGAGAGCGAGUGGGGCCAAAGCGAGCUGCAGACUCCAUCUCCCACAAUCCAGCAGGACGCAACUUUGUCACAUGACCUCAGUGAGGAGGAGGAGCCUGCGAUGAUGUGUCACAAUCAGCCAAUAGAGCAGCAGGGUUGGCCUGAGGGAGCAGGGUUAAAGAGAGAAGACGCCAUUUUGUCUAAAGAAAAGGAUUGUGGGAAGUGUAGUCCAGAACAGCUGCUGCAGGAAACUGUUGCCGGACUGAAGACAGAGAUGGACAACACCUUGGCAGACAGACGGACAGGUAAGAGACGGGAGGCGGAGCUUCUGGAGGCAGCAGAACAGGUGGGAGAUUCAGUAUGCCACCUGGUGGACGGUUUGAGAACAAACAGGCGACGCAGGUUCAGGUUAUAA
Molecule: messenger RNA, 1689 nt
Organism: Nematolebias whitei (Rio pearlfish)
Lineage: Eukaryota; Metazoa; Chordata; Actinopteri; Cyprinodontiformes; Rivulidae
Gene: dytn
Product: dystrotelin
Exons: 12
Coding region: 1-1689 (562 amino acids)
Biological process (GO): synaptic signaling
Cellular component (GO): plasma membrane
Molecular function (GO): zinc ion binding
Source: RefSeq, a predicted model, not a curated record